Cydia splendana is the source of this 6318-nucleotide messenger RNA. RefSeq lists its product as uncharacterized. Bases 132 to 5144 code for a protein of 1670 amino acids. Gene Ontology annotation, molecular function: DNA binding. The transcript has 16 exons. The record is from RefSeq and is a predicted model, not a curated record. NCBI's taxonomy places the organism in Eukaryota, Metazoa, Arthropoda, Insecta, Lepidoptera, Tortricidae. Gene Ontology annotation, cellular component: NSL complex. Gene Ontology annotation, biological process: regulation of transcription by RNA polymerase II.
CGAAAAAUGGCGCACCAAUUCUUUGUUUAGAUGCGUGAAAUGGCGUGAUAACCACUAAUCUUAAUCUCGUUUAUACAAGUUUCAAAUGCAGUUUCUCUUUAAUUAGAUGUAAAGUCAUAUCAAUUAUUUUUAUGGAGAUGUCAGACAAAGAAGUAAUAGAAAUGGAUAGAGUAACCCCUACUGUCAAUACAAGUAAGGAACCAGAAGCUGAAAAUGUUGAUGCAAUAAAAAAAUAUAUGGAAGAGCAAGAAAGUUUUUUAAGGUGUUCACCUGACAAGGAUGUAGUGAACCAAAUAAUAAAAGAUAGGUAUAAAGGAGAUAAUCAAAACAACUUAGAUUUAGAACUUCAACUUACACUGUCCAAUAAUUCUGGUAUUGCCGAAAAGGAUUGUGAGAUAAAACAAAAGACCUACAAGAUUGGUUCUGAGUCAGUGUACAGUGAAGAAACAACAAUGUCAGCAUCUCCAAACCCAUCAUCAAAUGAUUCCUUGUUAGAACUAGAGAAUGAAGAAACUCUUGCUAAUCAAGCAGCUGCAAAUUUACUAUCUUUGGGCCAAAACUGUCUAAAAAUGCAUAUAAAUAUAAAACAAAAAAAGUGUUCAGAUGAAAUCAUAACCAAUGCUCAUGAAUGUACAUUCAAAUCCAAUGUAAUAAUUGGUAAGGAUGAUAAUAAAGAGUUGCCUGAUAAUUUAGAACUGCAUCAAGAAGCAGAUGAACAAAAUGAGGAAAAUGAUAUUGAAUUAACAAGUACAAAUAUAAGUCCAAAGAAUUCUAAUGAUGAUUUACACCUGAGCAAAGAAGAAAGAAAAAUACAAAACUUAGAAAAUCAAGAUGGUAAUCAAAAAUUGCUAAACACAUCUGACUUAGACAAUAAAAAUAGGUGUACUAAAUAUGAGAACUGUCAACCAUCCACCUUACUGCAUAAACUACUAACUUGCACCAGUAACUCAAGUAGUGAAAUAAACAAGUCAAUUAUCUUGGAUAAUGACACCAAAACAGUACAAGAAAAUAGAGAACAAGGUGAAGAAUCUUUGUCCAUAGCAACAAGUGUAAUGGAUAUGAUACUUAAUAAUGCUGAAGUGGCCAUAAGUAAGAAGAAUGCUGGUGUGUUAUCUAAACAAUGUUUUAGUCCUGAGAAAGCAAACUCCAGCGUUUCUCUGGCGAUUGGAUCAAAAGUAGAAGCCAAAGAUUUCUGUGAGCUGUGGCAUCCUGCUCAGAUAGUAGAAGUGGACUGCGAAGAAAUGGAGGUCCUGGUACAAUAUGACAAACAACCAAAAAUGCAUAAUGAAUGGAUAAGCAUAAGCAGCCCAAGAUUAAGACCUAUAAGCAGUAUAGUAAGAGAGGCAACAUCGCCUCCGCAUACACCAGUUUCAGAAGCGCUUACGGAACCUAAAGCAGAAGACAAAAUGAAAGUGACCUUUGCUGUAGGAGAACGAUGUUUGGCUCGAUGGAGGGACAACCGCCGAUUCAUUGCAACAGUACAAAACGACUUGGGAAAUGGUAAUUAUGAGGUUAUGUUCGAUGAUGGGUUUCAAUGGAAGUGCACUUUAUCUAGAAUGUACAAGCUAAAGGAAGCCAACGGGCACCAGGAUUACCCUCGGUUCGGAGCGGGGGCCGCGCCGCUGGCAGCGACACUGGACGCGCCGCCCGCGGCCCCCGCGCCCGCCGCGCCGCCUCCCUUGUACCACACUCACCUGUUUGACCCGACCCGUGAUUACCUAGGAUCCAAAAGCGAAAGGCGUGAGAUGAAGCGCAAGCUAAACAUCAAAGAAAUAUUCAAUAUUGGACAGAAACGAAAAAAACUACCAACACUAGACAAAGAGUCCAAAAGUACUGUUGCUUCUAUAAAAGUAGAAAUUAAAAAUGAAAUAAAAUCUGAACCUGGUACUUUAUCACAUGAAACUGCUCCAACAGCAGAAGCUCCCUUAAAGGAAACUAUUUCUGAUUUACAAGUAAAAAAAAAUAUAGCAAAGAAGCCACCUGUCAAGAAAAAAACUCUUGGAAAGAAAAAAAUUAAAUUGAAAAACAUUGAUGGCAAAUCGAUAGUUUCUUCAUCAAAUGAUAUCAAGAAAGAAAAAAUACCAGAAGCCGUUGCAUCUAUUAUUGGCACAGUGUGUGCCGACGAACCUGAAGCCGAAAUCAAGAUGGAGCCACCUGAUCUGGAAGUCAUGGAUUCUAAUGACAUAAAGCCUGACGACCUGUCAAACGCAUUGGACACAUGUAAUGCAGUAGUAAAACAAGACCUCGAUGUCGUAAUGGAAGAGGAAACAAAACCAUUUGAAAUUCAGGAUGGAGUCAAGCACGAGGAAGUCAUCGGUAAAAUUAAGGAAGUGAUCACAAAGUUGGAAGAUGGCAUAAACGAAGUGGAAAAGAAAGAGAUAAAACCUGAAGUAGUUAAAGAAGAAAUAGUACUGGAAGACAUGCAGCCGGUCGUAAACCCGGUAGAAACCAAUGACAAAGAAAAGCAAAAGAAAUCAAAAAGUUCAUCUAAAGUAAAAAAAGGAAAGAAGCUGAGGUUGAUGCAAGAGAAAAAGGUUAAAAAGCAAGUGGAGAAGGUGAAGUGUCAGUUGGAGGAGAUGAAAAAGCAGGUGGAGGCGAUGCGGCAGGAGAUCAUGCUGAAGACGGAGGAGCUGGCGAGCUCGCGGCGCGGCGAGUGUGCGGCGCCCGAGGCCGCGCUGCUGCCCGGCGAGUGGUGCGCGCGCUGGGUGGACGGCCAGCCCGAGGGCGCCGUCAGCGAGGCGCCCGCCACCGGCGACUCGCCGCUCCCGCGCCGCAGCGUCAUGGUAGAGGACAAGCGGCUGCCGCCGGGCUGGACCAAACACAUGGUGCGCCGGAGCCUGGGCAGCUCGGCCGGCAAAUGGGAUGUAGUUUUAGUAAGCCCGGAAAAUCGUAGGCUUCACACAAAGAACGACAUGCGGAUGUACCUAGAAAACAACCCGCAGCCGGAGCUGAAGCCCUUCGAGGCCGCUCUGAUGGACUUCGGCAUCCACCUGAAGUUGUCGCGGCGGCUCGGCUGGGUGCGCUCCUCGGCCGAGGGCGCGCCGCCGCCGCCGCCGCCCUGCCGCGACCUGCCCGCCUCCUCGCCGCUGCUCAAGCGAUCCAAACUGAGCCUCAACAAGAACCACCACAAGUUGAUGCACCACAAAAAGCGACCCAAGCUGAAAAUCAAACCUCUGCGACCGCCCCCGGUUGCAGCUGCGCCUGGCUUGCAUCAGAAUUCUAAGGAAACCAAUAUGUGUUCUGAGCCAAGUGUAGCAGAGGAAGCUGUUCUUGACGGCGCCAGUAUUAAAGAUGGAUUUGUUGAUGUUGGUUCGUUAAGAGUCCAAGUUAUUGCGACUCUGCUGCGAUGUCCCGCCGAAGGGUGUUUUAAGAAUUUCCGAAAUACUACGUUACUAAAAAUGCAUAUCAAACAUUACCAUAGGGAGCUCCGAAAGACCAUGGGCAACACUCCUAAGGUUCUAGAUUUAGCUUACGCCAGGACCAGACCGAGCGAAGCGGAAAUGAAACUGUUAAAACGUGAAGCGCAACAGAGGAUCAUUAAAGUGAAGCUGCCGCGGCUACAGAAGCGGGCGGAGGCGCCGGCGCCCGCCGCGCCCCCGGAGCCCGCGGUCGCGCCGCCGCCGCCGCCCGCCGAGCCCGCCGCCGCCGACGCGCCGCCCCGCCCCGGCGACUCGCCCAAGCUGCGGGACGCGCUCGCCGUCAAGCCGGCCAAGCGGCCCCGCGUAUUACUGCCGGUGCGCACUAAAGAACCGGAGCCGACGUUGGAACCCGAGAAUGUCGCGGCCGACCCGCCUACGCCUCUCGUCAAACUAGAAAACGCCGAAACCGAAGACGAUCUACUCGUGCCGAAACAAGAGAUACCCGAUUGUGGCGCCUUGGACUUUGAAACCGCGAUAUCGACGCACACCGUAGCGAAAAUGGUGAACGGCAACAGGAUUAAAAGCGAGAAGAGGCGUAAGACUUUCGCUUGUAUAGGGAAACUGGCGAGCGAGGACGAGGAGUGGGCGGGGGGCUCCUCGGACACGCGCUCCAGCUACCCGAGCUGCGGCACGCCCGACUCGGCGCGCGCCGACGCCGACGACCUCGCCCCCGCCCUCGUCGGCGGCGACGACAACCACUCCGCCGCCGCGCACCUCUACAUGUACACAGAGAACGGUGAGCGCAUCAAGCUGGUCCGCAUGAAGCGCGAGGAGAUCAUCAACUGCCACUGCGGGUUCCGCGAGGAGGACGGGCUCAUGGUGCAGUGCGAGCUGUGCCUGUGCUGGCAGCACGCGCUGUGCCACAACAUACAGCGGGAGGCCGAGGUACCCGAGAAGUACACGUGCAGCAUCUGCCUGAACCCGCGGCGCGGGCGGCGGCGGCAGCGGUUCAUGCACGACCAGGACCGGCUGUACGAGGGGCUGCUGCCGGGCCCGGGCGGCGGCCGCGCCUGCGACGCGCUGCGCCGCGCGCACGAGCUGUCCGGCAACCUGCUGCGCAUCGAGGACGCGCUGCACGCCGUGCGCGUCAACACGCGCGUCGCACAGACAAAGAACCAUCCGAAAUUGUACCUGUGGGCCAGAGAUUGGGAAUCUGUUGAAUUAUCCUUCGCUCAAGAAAAACUAAACUCUGAAUAUUCAGACCUGAAUGUGAUCAUCAAUAAUUUGGGAAAGGAGAACUUGCCUAUUAAGGAGGAGGAUUUAAAAGAUUUGGCCUUAGAUAUGAAGACUCCUUCUGAUGAACCGGAGGAAAAACAUAGCCCAAUGGAAAAGGAGAACCAAAUAGGAUCUCAGGCCUUACUUAGCGGGUUGUUGUCGAGUCCCGACGCGGCGUCUCUGGAGCUGCCCAUCACGGAAUCCGAACUAGACAAGCUGGCCAAAUCUGUGCAUGAGCACGAGAGCAGGGCGCGGGUGCGCGCGCCGCAGCCCGAGGCCGCCAUCGAGAACAGCGCGUGCCGCGCGCGCCUGCUGCGCCACAUCCAGCGCUGCCACGCGCUGCUCGACCAGCGGCUCGACUCCAUCGAGGCGCAAGUCGCAGAGCUAGAGUCGCAAGACGCGUCGCUCGAGGACGACGAGUCGCCGGAGUUCUGCCCGCGCGCCAAGCAGGCGCUGGUGAUGAUCGCGCGCGACCUGGACGCCAUGGAGGAGCUCGGCAUCGUCACCUAACACGCGCCGCCCGCGCCCCCCGCGCCUCUCGCGCCCCUCGUGCCCCUCGUGCCCCCAGCGGCCGUCUGCGCGGGCUAGACCACAUGCGCACUAGCGGGUUACCGCACCAGCGGUUUGGCGACAUCUAAUGACAGGACAUUAUUAAUUUUGAAUCGUUUUCAUUUCGGUCAGUGUUGGGUCAUACGAAUCAGUGUAACGAUUUCCAAUUGGAAUAUUAAUAGGACGUUUUUAUUACGAAUAUUAACGUUAAGGUGUACGUUGUUUUCCAUUAACAAUACGAGAAUGAGUAUACACUAAAACAAAGUGUUGACCCUGUUGAAGAGGCCGAUCACCGGCGCAGCAGUGCAGCGAAGACCGGCGGUGGCGGACCCACAGAACCAACACCAAACGACAUCAUCGACUAUAUGAGUUUGUUUUGCGACUCUUGGUGUAAAAAAUAUGGAUUAUUAAAUAAAAUGUCUCAUCGAACAUUUUAACUCUGCUCACACUUGGUUAGGGUAUUGUCGUAUUUGUAGGAAUUAGAAACUAUAGUUUGAAAUAAAUCCUCUGCAUCAAAUGCAAAGACAAGUGCUUAGCAACCAGCUGAAUUGUCAGCACUGAAAUUAGCAUGUGAUUUAGUUAGUCUGUAACAGGCGCUAAAUUAACCAACAUUAGGCAUUAGUAGACACAACACAAAGGUUACCUGUGAAUGUUAAUAAUAUAAGAUAAAUUCUGUAUCAUAAAUGUUUUCACCCAGUGGAUGAAGUGAAGUAGUUGUUAGUCGUUGCUGCAUAUUUUUGUAAAGGCCAUAGCCGUAUUAUGAUAAGUUAAGUGGUCGUCCCCUAACCUUAUGAACUUUCAGUCCGUAGUUUAUUAUUCGUCUUGCGCGGGUGCACGGAGCCGGUAGAGCGCCUAUUGAAAUAUAGUAUGAGUAACGCAAACAGGCGCGGACGUGUGCGAUGGAUUUUGGUGUACUUUCGUUUGGGCCAAAUACCUUUCGCCAAAUUUCACUUCCCAAGAAACUUAUCGCAAUAGUUUCAUUUCCCAAAGGAACCUUUAGCAAAGUUACACUUCGCAUAUAAUUUAUUUGGUCAAAUUAUCAUUUGGCAAGAUUUUACUUUGUCAAAUGUUAUUAGGAUAAAACCUUAUUUAGCAAACGUUUUGGUUGGACUGGAGCAAAGGGGGGGCUGCGACU